Octodon degus (degu) is the source of this 1221-nucleotide messenger RNA. RefSeq names its product apolipoprotein A1 (gene Apoa1). The record is from RefSeq and is a predicted model, not a curated record. Bases 348 to 1145 code for a protein of 265 amino acids. Gene Ontology annotation, molecular function: lipid binding; high-density lipoprotein particle receptor binding. NCBI's taxonomy places the organism in Eukaryota, Metazoa, Chordata, Mammalia, Rodentia, Octodontidae. The transcript has 4 exons. Gene Ontology annotation, cellular component: extracellular region. Gene Ontology annotation, biological process: lipoprotein metabolic process; lipid transport.
CAGGGAAAGGGAAUAGUGAGGCUGCCCCUGAUGGACCCCACAGGGAUCCUCAGACCUGCAGCCACUUCUUUCCUGCCCCCACCAAAACCCUUGACCCCUGUCUUGCAGCCCCCACAGUUUCCUGUUUGUCCAUUCUAUUUGCCCAGCCCCUGGGACAAAGCUGAUCCUUGAACUCUCAGUUCCACAUCGCCAGAGCCAGUGAGCAGUGACAGGGCUGUCUGGGCUUAUCAGCCUUGCAGCCCAGCCCCUGCCUAGAGACAUAAAAAGGCCAGGGGAGGGCUGGAUGCUCAGGGACCGGCUCAGGGACUUGCCUAAGAGCUCCGAAGAGGUCACCCGCGCCCUGCAGGAUGAAAGCCGUGGUGCUGGCCGUGGCUGUGCUCUUCCUGACUGCCCCAGGGAGCCAGGCUCGGCACUUCUGGCAGCGAGAUGAUCCCCAGACCUCAUGGGAUCGUGUGAGGGAUUUCGCCACUGUGUAUGUGGAUGCGGUCAAAGAGAGCGGCAGAGACUACGUGGCCCAGCUGGAAGCCUCCUUGGGGAAACACCUGAACCUGAAGCUCUUGGACAACUGGGACACCUUGAGUACCACCUUCAGUAAGCUGCGUUCAGAGCUUGGCCCGGUGACCCAGGAGUUCUGGGACAACCUGGAGAAAGACACAGAGUGGCUGAGGCAGGAGAUGAACAAGGAUCUGGUGGAGGUGAAGGAGAAGGUGCAGCCCUACCUGAAAAACUUCCAAGAGAAGGUACAGCUAGAGUUGGAGCACUACCGCAAGAAAGUGGAACCACUGGGCACUGAUCUGCGCGACGGUGCUCGCCAGAAGCUGCAGGAGCUGCAGGAGAAGUUGACCCCACUGGGCGAGGACCUCCGCGACCGUGCUCGCCAGCACGUGGAUGAGCUGCGCGCGCAGCUUGGGCCCUACAGCGACCAAAUGCGCCAGCGCCUGACCCAGCGGCUCGAGGCGCUCAAGGAUAGCGCCAGCCUUGCCGAGUACCAGGCCAAGGCCCAGGAGCACCUGAAAACGUUCAGCGAGAAGGCCAAGCCCGCGCUGGAGGACCUUCGGCUGGGCCUGCUGCCCGUGCUGGAGAGCUUGAAGGCCAGCUUCCUGAGCUCCAUCGACGAGGUCUCCAAGAAGCUCUCGGCCCAGUGAGGCGCCCUCUACCGCCACCACCUCCUGCCUCUCCCAGCGUUCAUUUUCUUAGAAUAAACGUUUCCAAAGUGGGAAA